Molecule: messenger RNA, 2003 nt
Organism: Salvelinus sp. IW2-2015
Lineage: Eukaryota; Metazoa; Chordata; Actinopteri; Salmoniformes; Salmonidae
Product: UDP-N-acetylglucosamine transporter-like
Biological process (GO): pyrimidine nucleotide-sugar transmembrane transport
Cellular component (GO): Golgi membrane
Molecular function (GO): UDP-galactose transmembrane transporter activity
Source: RefSeq, a predicted model, not a curated record
GACAAUUAGCUUUUAGAAAGUCCUAUAUCUUGAAAGCUUUAUUGCUGAAAUGCAAAACAUUUUGGGACUGUAUCAACAGUGGACUAAUAGUUUUUGAGUGUAUUCCUUUAAGAGCUGUGCCUGCCUGUGAGUGAGCCUAUGGCUAGCCCAGUCAGUAUGCGUAACUGUCGACAACUUUCCAGUAAUUAGACCUAGAUCUUGCAACAUUACUGAAUUUUCUUCUCCCAUCUGGCUCACCAGUCACUGAGCGCUAACACAUAGGAAGGAGUGGCAUCCUGCCUCUCCAAGGUGACCGGGCUGAUUUUACCUCCAGGAGCGCGUUGCCUUCUCAGCCGUCCUGCUAUGCCUAAACCAGGCCUUUCCCGCCUGGCCUCAUCCCCUGACUCUAUGGAGGCAUCCCACCUCGUUUCCAUGUCAUCGCCCCGUGUCUCCCCAUCCCAGUCACGGCUCAAGUACAUGUCCCUGGGCGUGCUGGUGCUGCAGACCACCACACUGGUGCUCACCAUGAGGUACUCGCGCACACUGCAGGGCGAGGGGCCCCGCUACCUAGCCUCCUCAGCCGUGGUGUCGGCCGAACUGCUUAAGAUCCUCAUCUGCCUGCUGCUCGUCUUCUAUGACCACAGCUUCAGUUUUUGGGUGUUGAAUCGGGUGCUGAAGGAAGAGAUUCUCAACAAGCCCAUGGAGACGUUGAAGCUGGCCAUCCCAUCAGGAAUCUACACACUCCAGAACAACCUGCUUUAUGUCGCCCUGUCCAACCUGGACGCUGCUACCUACCAGGUGACGUACCAGCUGAAGAUCCUGACCACGGCCCUGUUCUCAGUAUCCAUGCUGGGGAAGAGACUGGGGCUCUACCAGUGGCUGUCCCUGCUCAUCCUCAUGACUGGUAUCGUUCUCGUUCAGUGGCCUACAAAGUCUCUGGAUGUGUCAUCUCUGUCUGCAGGCUCCCAGUUAGUCGGUGUGAUAGCCGUACUGAUAGCCUGCUUCUCCAGUGGCUUCGCUGGAGUCUACUUUGAGAAGAUCCUCAAAGAGACCAAACAGAGUGUGUGGGUCCGCAACAUCCAGCUAGGUUUGUUUAGCCUAGUGUUUAGUCUAAUGGGAGUGUUUGUGUACGACGGAGAGAGAGUGAGGGAGUUCGGAGUGUUCCAAGGCUACAACCCACUCACCUGGACUGUUGUGGCCCUGCAGGCUCUGGGUGGGUUGGUCAUAGCAGCAGUCAUUAAGUAUGCAGACAACAUCCUGAAGGGGUUUGCCACCUCACUCUCCAUCAUCCUGUCAACACUCAUAUCCUACUUCUGGUUGGAGGACUUCGACCCCACCAGUGUGUUCUUCCUAGGAGCAGUGCUGGUCAUUGCUGCCACCUUCCUGUAUGGCUAUGAGGCCACCAGCCACAGCAGAGUCUAGAUUGGAGGUAUCAACAAAAAUGUUUGGAUGAAUCCAAGAAUUCACUGACAAUGUUAGUUUGAGAUAAAUAUUCAAUUUUUAUAUAUUUUAUCAUGUUUUUAUGUAUUUGGGGAAUAAGGGAGUAGGGUAAAGGCAGUUUGUAGUAUGAAUGUAUUUUAGAGGUACUGACGGUCAAUAAGACCAAGGGCAUUCUAAUGAAKUGAAUGCCUCACACGUUACAAAGCCCCUCAUUUGUCUUUGAGUGACAGCUCCACCUAGUGGGAGUGUUGGGCCAUAGCACAUUUACUGCAGAGGGGAGGGGUUGAGACGAAUGACUAGAUCCUGGAUGUCUUUUUAUUGGGGACAAGGAGGAAAAGGAUUAAAGGAAGGAAUGCUUUGAAUUUGCUGCUCAUUUCCGGACAUUCAGAUCCAAAGAAUUGCACAUACAGUUGCUGAUGUUUGUAUGCAAAAAUUGCCUUUCAUGCAACAACAGAAAUUAAUAAUUAAAGUGAUCAAAUGUGAAAUAUGGGUCUAAACAGAUGUUUAGUAUUGAAAAGCCAGUAGUAUGUAUGUAUGUAUGUAUGUAUGUAUGUAUGUAUGUAUGUUUGUUUGUUUGUUUGUUU